This is a messenger RNA of Nematocida major, 807 nucleotides long. RefSeq lists its product as uncharacterized. The record is from RefSeq and is a predicted model, not a curated record. Bases 1 to 807 code for a protein of 268 amino acids. The transcript has a single exon. Lineage: Eukaryota; Fungi; Microsporidia.
AUGGCCAGGCUAGAUAUGCCGGGCGUGGAGGAUAUUCCGACAAAGCGGAGCAGGCCAGAGCCUAGCACCAAGGCGGACGCGUUGUACAGUAUCGCCCACGUGUCAAGGGCUUUCAGUAUGCGGGCAGCCUCUCCAUGCGAAAUGUCGCCGCUUUCCACGCAGGCUUGGACCAAGGGGCGGCCUAUUACAAACGCGCACGGACACAUUGAGCAAAACAGAGUGCACCCCUGCACAAUGCUUGCGUCAAGAGUGUCCCCGGCGAGAAAAGACACAGCAGCUUUAAGCAGCGAGAGCCCCACCACGCCCCUGGAGAACAGGGAGAAGACCCGGUGUCUUUGCACGCGCGACUUGCAGCACGAGCGCGGCGUGAAGGCUUUUGACACGACAAGACACCAAAUAAGAAGGUGCGAGUGCACCGCGUUGUUCAGCCGGGUGUACAGGAGAAUGUUGGCCGAAACCAAGAGAACGGAAAGCACUUCUUUCUGCGUGGAGGCGCUGCGGGCAAUGCAGCAGGAUAUCAGCAAGGCCACUGUGAGAGAGAGCACGCUUUCUUCAAGGAACAGAAGAAGCGUGGAGAGAGCCAGAAGAAGCCUGUUUUCCAAAGAAAGGGAGAUUUUUUUGCUAAACUGCAUGCGCGUGAAAAUAGAGCGAGCAUAUAACAUGCCUGCAGUGGAAGGGUAUAUUAUUAAAAAGGACCGGGCAGGCAAUAUUAUAUUGGCUGGCGCGCAGUCGCAGGACAGAGCCAUAAAGGGCGUGGUGUACAUUAAAACAGCAGCAAUUCGCAGCGUAGAGCAUAUCCCCGAGUAG